UUUUCUAUUAAAUUUAAACUUUUAAAGAUUUGUAACAUUUGCGUAAAUUAUAUAUAGCAUAUAUUAUACUUGCAAUGAGGGUAAUUAUAAUUAUUAAGCAGUGAUAUGUGAAUAGGUAAGCAUAAAGGAACUGAUGCAUGAUGAAUUUUAUUUUUAUCCAAACAGCAAGUUAAAAAUUACAAAGGAAAUCGCACCUAACUUGGUUCUCAAACCGCAAAGUAGAGAUAUGAAACACCAUAUCAACAUCAUCGAUCAAAUGCUGCAUAAAAUUCAGAAGAACUCUGAGAAAAGAACAAAGUGCAUAUAUGCGUUUUGUAUGUACUUUUAUGACGUAAUGGUUUUUAUUUAAAAAAAUCAUGAGUUGUGGUGUUUUUUUUACACAUGUUUGGGUUAAAUAUGAAAAAAAAUGGUUUUAAACCAACCUUUGUUGGGUUAUUUUAUUUAAUCUGUAAUCUGGAUUAAAUAAUGACAUUUUCUAAUUCAAACCAACAGAUGGGGUUGUCCAUAUUUUACACAAACUUAGACUGAAAUAACCCAGAAUUUUUUUUAGUGUGUAUGUUAAGUAAAAAUAAAUAAAUGUUAUUUUCGUGAUCAUUUAAAUAGUUUUGAUGAAUGCUUCGAAAGUAUUUUUAUCCAACUAAGAGAAAUAAGUGUUCUUAUAGUAUCAUUCAGGCACAAAUGUAAAAUCAGACUCCAAGCAGGGGUGUGUGUGCAUGUUGAGGUGUCAUGGGAAUUUGACACUGAUUGUAUCCUCUUAGGUGUGCGGGUCGCUUCAAUCACGACUCCUGCCUUGCACGAUUUGGCUACUUACUUUUCCAGAUGUAUUUUUUCUGCGCGCCGGAGGAAAAUGGCCUGAGGUGUUUGUUUAUACAAGACCCUUGGGUUGCUCUUAUCUGUCCAAAGCACUCACGCCGUGAUUUCAGGCCUGCACGGCUCGGAAUUUAGCAGUCUAUUGUUCUGUUGAAUGGCUUUUAAAGAUACGAACGACUCAUUAAAGUCUAAGUUGUUGGAUCUGAUUGAUCUCAUUUCUAACUUUAGGUUUCAGUCUGUAGAAGCAUUUAUUCAGAAGUGCUGGUGAUAGUAGGCCCUAACCAAAUAACUUUCAAAUGCAAAAAUGUAGCAAAGCUGUAAAAUAUUAAAAUUAGCAUUGUAUCGGUCCUAUAUGAUGUAAUUUAUUUUGAUUUAUGAGUUUAUUAUUAUUUUACACAGUUUAUUGCUGCACGUUCCUGACUUGCAGGUUUUGCGUACACGCAACAAAAUUAUAAGCACAACUAUUUUUUUCUCAAGUUGCCAUUUCAGAUAAAUGCUCGAGAAAUUGUAAAACGGACCUUUUCAUUUUCCACGAAGAUGUAGUUCAUCAUUCUAGACUAAUUAAUUCUUCCCAUAUUGAGCUAUUCAAGUUAUCCGGCGAAGUCAUGAUGUAUUUUUCAUAUUGCAAUAAACAAAUAUCGGGAUGCCGGCAUUUCCCAGUAUCAUGCAGUCGUAAAUCUCAGUGUUGUUUUUUAUCGACUGCAUGGAAACUGUAGUACAUAAAAAUGGCCUAUUAAUUUUCAGUGUUGACAGGCAGGAUAUUGCACCAAUAAACGUGCACCACAAAAAAUAUAUAGGCUAAUCUACCGUUCCCAUUCUAUAAUUUUACAAAAUAUGGUCUGACUGAUGUAUUUAUAGCAUCAUUGUUAUUAUUCGGGAUUAGCAACUAUAUACGUUAUUGGAUUUUGCGUCCCCCUGUUAUUUAUAAGAAAGUGUUUAAAACUCCAUAGGCCAUGGAUUUUCUUUUGUCUAAACUUUGUUUAUUUGUUUUAGUAAUCUUUACUCCCCAUAGACACCUUUUCUAUGAAUGAAGAGGUAACAAAUCUGUGGUCGUGACUCCUGUCUGACGUCACGAGGGAAACGCAGUCACGACGCAUUCUUUCACAGGCGCGUGGACACGCCCCAGCGCGCAACGCCUCUUUAUAACGGGCCUGAGUAAAGCACCAACAGUGAACAAAGUUUAAGGCAGCGCUGGAAGGUGAAACAAAUCCCUACUAUCAGGAAUAAGGAAAAUUAAGAUGGAAAUGUAUCAAGCUGGAUUUUACACAGAAGACUUCAGAACUCAAGAAGUUCCUGGUGGAUUUGACUUCAGUUCAUAUGACUACAGUGGUGAAGACCUGUCCUUUUUAUUAGACAGCAAAGGACCCGCCCAACACCAGUAUCCUGAAACAUACCCAGAGACCCAGAAAGAGCAUUUGCAUGGUUCCAAAGGUCACAGUCAAACAGUCGGUUCCGUUGACUCAGGACUGUUUAAUCUGGACACUUUUCCUGAGUUUACUUGCUGGGCGUCCUACACUAAUAUUCCAGAAGGAAUGAUAGCAGACAGACAACAGGUUGGCUUUCAGGAAACUGCUCAGACCUACCAAAACCUUGUCCCAAUGUGUCCCCCAACCCAAAGCAGUCAAUUCAGCCCAGGAAUGGACACCAGCAGCCAUUAUCAACCUGGAAAAGGUCCAAGAUCAUCCGUUACCAACAGUCUGGAACAUCUAGGUGAUACAGAAAGAACAUAUGCUUUGUAUGAAGCAGACCAACAAAGCAGGUCUCCAUACUGGUCAGACUACCCUUCACCGGGUUACUGCACUUCCAUGCUUGGGCAGCCGUCAUCAUCUUCCUCACCUCCAGUUUCUCAACCCUCAGAGACUUACUGCCCUCGUGUGGCCAAACGACGUACUGCACCAUCUCAAAGAUCAGACAGAGAGGGUGACUUAGCACCAAUGUCUGCUUAUCCUGGAUCCGGGCCGAUCCAGCUUUGGCAAUUUCUGCUUGAACUUCUAUUGGACUCUGCUUGCCACACUUUUAUCAGUUGGACUGGAGAUGGCUGGGAGUUUAAAAUGUCAGACCCUGCAGAGGUCGCAAAGAGGUGGGGCCAGUGUAAGAACAAGCCCAAAAUGAACUACGAGAAGCUAAGUCGAGGUCUGCGGUAUUACUACCACAAAAACAUCAUUCACAAAACAGCAGGCAAACGUUACGUCUACCGCUUCGUCUGCGACGUUCAGGGGAUGCUCGGGAAAACGGCACAUGAGGUCUUGGCGAGUCUAAACAUCCCCUCAACAAAUGCAGGGUCUCCACAGUCGACCCGAUCAGAGGAAACCACAGAGUCCUGGGGACAUUAAAGGUGAAGAUCUCUCAUGAUCAAAAAGAACUGGCGAACAUCGUGUCUAGGAUGGAAUCGAUUGACUGUAGCAUUUUAACAUUGAGUCGAUUUGGAUUUUCUCAGACAUUUGGGGACUGCAGAUUCUGCUGCCAGGACAGAUCUCAGAUCAGUGUUAAAUACAUAUAUCCUCAGUUUGUUUGCUGGUAAUGCAUAUUCAUGCAUUCCCAGGAUUUCCUCAAACAUCCACUACAGUUAGAUGCCUUAAGUAAAUAUUGUUAGCUACCUCUUGAUGUUGAAACACUACUUUUGUACAUGUCAUUUUUUCUUAUGUAAACUGAUGCUGUGACAUCAAAUUGUGAAUUCUUGUAAAUAAAUUAAACGUUGUAAAUGUUUCUCUAUAAAA
This is a messenger RNA of Misgurnus anguillicaudatus (oriental weatherfish), 3527 nucleotides long. It is a transcript of the gene etsrp, whose product is annotated as ETS1-related protein. NCBI's taxonomy places the organism in Eukaryota, Metazoa, Chordata, Actinopteri, Cypriniformes, Cobitidae. Gene Ontology annotation, biological process: regulation of transcription by RNA polymerase II; cell differentiation. Gene Ontology annotation, cellular component: nucleus. Gene Ontology annotation, molecular function: sequence-specific DNA binding; DNA-binding transcription factor activity, RNA polymerase II-specific. The record is from RefSeq and is a predicted model, not a curated record.